AUGAGUUUGUUCAUAUUAGACGAUAUGAUUGUUGACGAGUCCGGUGAUUCUCAUGAAAACAAACGUGUGAAAAUUACUACGGCCUGCGAUACCUGUCGUAGACGAAAAGUUAAAUGCGAUGGUGCCUCCCCGUGUGCCAAUUGUCAACGAGGAGGUUAUCAAUGCACAUUUUCGGAUGCCUCAACGAAAAGGCCUAGAGGACCUCCUAAAGGAUUUGUGGCGCUCAUAGAAGACAGACUGCACACCAUCGAAUCCCUCUUGGUCAACCUUGUCAACAAGGACAACAUUAACGAAUCUAGCAAGGAGAUUAAAAGGGAAAGCGAACAGACAAUCGAGGAGACGACGACAAGCACACAUCAAAGAUUUUCCACCUUCAAGAUCCGUCAAUAUUCCCCAUCAAAUGCCAUCACUACUACCAACACUCAACAUCUGUUCAUUCCGUCCACUCCGCCCGCCGAUUCAAAUGGAUUGUUGGAUCAUUCUCAGAACAUGGCGCCCUCCUUCAACGAGGAUCUCCCUAGUGAUGACGAAGAUUGCCUUCAACAAAAUCUGAUAUCUCCGUUCACGGAUAACAGUUUACAAAGCAGGACCUUGUCGUUCCUCGUCGGUCAGGAUCAAUCGAAUGUACGAAUGUAUGUCGAGCCGCCGCUGCCUACUUCCAUACCAAACCUCGAAUCCCUGCAAUCCGACGUCGAAAGACAAUUGUUGGAGAAGUACUUCAAUCACUUUCACCCUUACUUUCCGAUAGUCAACAGAGGUCAAUUUUUCAGACGCUUGAAUGUCGAAGACCAACCUUCUCCGUUGCUUCUCAAUGCCAUUUACGCUGUUGGCGCUCUAUUUCCUCCAACUUUGACCGACUCCUCUAACCCGUCAAUUUAUUACGAAAGGGCCCGGGGUUUGUUGGAUCAUUUUAUCGACGUUCCCAGGCUGUCAACCGUCCAGGCAUUGAUCCUCUUGUGUAUGGUGGAUCAGGGAAAGCCAUCAUCGUACAGGUCGCAGACGUACUCUUCCAUGGCCGUCAGAAUGGCACAAAGCAUAGGCUUGAAUCGUCAUAAUGGUAACGUAUACCAAGGGAAAGGUCGACAAACGAAAAAGCUAGUGUGGUGGGGAUGUUUCAUAAUCGACAGGUUGAACAGUCUUUCCACCGGUGACCCUUUGGCCAUCAAUGACAAGAUAUGUGACAUUGAAUUUCCGUCGCCGGACGAAGUUGACGAUCAAGAUGACCAGCAACAACAAUCGUCAUCUCAGCCGAUCAACACCCACAGCUCCACAUAUGCUCAGCAGAUCAAUAUUUUUGCUAAUUUUGCGAAGCUCGCGAGACUGACCGGUCAAAUCAUUGAACACCUGCAAUUUGUCUCUUGCAUGGGAAUCUCCUCGUCCUGGAACCAUCACGUGAUGGUAUCAAAUUUCGAGAACCUGCUUGAAUCCUGGCUACGUGAGUUGCCACCUUAUCUACACUACGUACCAUCCCCACAGCACACGAAGCAACUGCCGGGUCACAUUGCUUCGAUUCACAUGCAUCACCAGGCAUUAUUCCUGAUGCUUCAUUAUCCCUACAUCGCAGCUAACAGCAACUCCCGAUCGCAAAACGCGAGGAACUCCAGGGCGUACGCGAGAUCUUUGAGCGUAUGCACGUCGGCCGCGAAUCGAAUCACACAUAUCGGUGUGGAGGCUCUGAAUAAUAUAAACGUGUGCAUAACAUUCCCCACCAUGUUUUAUUGCCUCGGGAAAGCCGCGAAAGUACAUAUGAUCAACAUCGCUUCGAACCAACGUGGAUUGGCCAUUCCCGCAUUCAGAAAUAUAAUGAAGACCAUCAAAAUCUGCCGAUUCUAUGAAGAUAAUAAUAUAAUCGCUGAGCUAGCCGGUCAAACCGUCAAAGCCUUAGAGAAGGUCUUAAUCGACAACCGGGAAAGAUUUUCUCAUGAAGAAAAUUGCAUUCCCACAAGCCUAUCCUCACAAUCGCCGGUGGCGCACAACGUCAAGAUAUCACCUACCAUGGCAAACCAGGCGUACGGAGGAGAACCUUCGACCUCGACGGUUGACAAUCGAACGUCACCAACGCAGUUGAUGGUCAGCAUUCCGUCCACUUACGUUUCAUACUCAUCAUCCAUCCCCUCUCAUCCUGACGACUCCAAAAGAGGAUCAUCGCCGCCGCCACAGCCGCCUUCAUCAAAUAUUCAACAACAGCGACGGUCCCAAAAUUUCUCUUACACACAGCAAACGCCUGAGAGCGCAGCGCAACAGCAAUACAUAUCGACCCACGAUUUUGGUUACGUGGCGGCAGGAGAAGAGGGGAUGGAGGCUGCGGUGGAGGCGGCAAUGAACGGAAUG
This is a messenger RNA of Acaulospora colombiana, 2331 nucleotides long. The record is from the annotation of a GenBank genome assembly. NCBI's taxonomy places the organism in Eukaryota, Fungi, Glomeromycota, Glomeromycetes, Diversisporales, Acaulosporaceae.